Molecule: messenger RNA, 1788 nt
Organism: Bactrocera tryoni
Lineage: Eukaryota; Metazoa; Arthropoda; Insecta; Diptera; Tephritidae
Gene: CARPB
Product: carbonic anhydrase-related protein 10
Exons: 8
Coding region: 447-1430 (327 amino acids)
Molecular function (GO): carbonate dehydratase activity; zinc ion binding
Source: RefSeq, a predicted model, not a curated record
AAGGAAAACUUUCGAAAUAUGGUUUUACACACAUACCUACAUAAUGUAUGUAUGCAUGAAGUGCCGACGGUAAACAAAAAUAAAAUCAAAUAAAUUUCAGUCGGUGUAGAGAUAGGCAAAAAUUGCAACCACGGCCAUGAAAAGCUGUGUGAAAGUAAAAAGCUUAAAAAUAGUUUCUGCAAAUGGGACUUUUCGUGGAAUGCAACACUUGACAAGCCAGCAGUAGUUGCGGCUUAGAGCAGUCGCUUGAAAAUAAUAGCAGUAACAGCAACAGUAAUUACAAGAACAAUAACCACAGCACAGCAAGCGGCCGGAGCAAAAUAGCAAAACAUUGAGAACAAUCAAGCAGCUGCACAAUCGCAUUUGAGUAUUUAACAAUUUUCACAUAAACACAUACACGCAUUCGUGUAUACGUUGCAGCGCAAUACACCACAUACGAAUGAAAAAUGAAGCUGACGGAGUUGCUGUCCUACUUUUGCCUCUUGCUAUGCGCCAGGACACAAGUGAUAUUGGCAGUUAGUUGGGAAGAAUGGUGGACCUAUGACGGCAUAUCAGGUCCUGCUUUUUGGGGUCUUAUCAACCCAGAGUGGUCGCUCUGUAAUAAAGGGCGUCGACAAUCACCGGUGAACCUAGAACCACAACGCUUAUUAUUCGAUCCCAAUCUGAGACCUCUGCAUAUCGAUAAACAUAGAAUAAGUGGUCUAAUCAGCAAUACCGGUCAUAGUGUUAUUUUCACCGCUGGCAACGAGACGGUUGCGAACUAUGAUGGUAUGCAAACGCCAGUUAACAUAUCCGGUGGGCCAUUAUCAUAUAGAUAUCGAUUUCAUGAAAUUCACAUACACUACGGAUUACAUGAUCAGUUUGGCUCAGAGCAUAGUGUGGAUGGCUAUACAUUCCCAGCGGAGAUCCAAAUAUUCGGCUACAAUUCACAACUCUAUGCAAAUUUCUCGGACGCUUUGAACCGAGCGCAAGGCAUUGUUGGUGUCUCGAUUUUACUGCAGCUCGGUGAUCUGUCCAAUCCGGAAUUGCGUAUGCUUACCGAUCAAUUGGAACGCAUACGUUUCGGUGGCGAUGAAGCGUUUGUCAAACGUCUGUCCAUACGCGGUCUGCUAUCGGAAACGGAUCAAUAUAUGACCUAUGAUGGCUCGACAACAGCACCCGCCUGUCAUGAAACUGUGACGUGGGUUGUCCUAAACAAACCCAUUUACAUAACCAAACAACAGUUGCACGCCCUAAGACGCUUAAUGCAAGGUAGCCCCGAUCACCCCAAAGCACCGCUAGGCAAUAAUUAUAGACCACCACAGCCGCUACUGCAUCGGCCUAUUCGAACCAAUAUCGAUUUCAAAACAUCAAAAGCGAAUGGCAAGGCUGCGUGUCCCACCAUGUAUCGAGAAGUGUAUUAUAAAGCUACAAGUUGGAGACAGCAUUGAGGCGUAUCUCGGCAAUAAAUAACAGCAUUAGCAACAGCAAUCAAAGCCAAGCGCAGUUGCCACUUCAACUUACAUAAUAUUUAAAUAUAAGCAUAUAUUUGCACACACUUAUACAGACAUAUGUACGUAAGUACACGUAAAUCGGCGUGCAACAGGAGCUUCCAUAAAUUUAAAUAAACAAAUAAAUAUUUAUAUUAGCAUUGUAAUUGUAACAAAAUCAUAGUAUUGCAUGUGCAUAGCUGAGUUACAAUGAAAUACAUAUAAACUAUACAGUUGUAGCAGCAUAUAAAAAUUACGUAAAUAUAAUCUACUUAUAUAUAUGUAGUUGUAGAAUAGCAGAUAAAUUAGACUAAGAAUA